AUGUCCUCAACGCAGCUCUAUGCAGGCCAUCCGCAUGUCCAUGCACCCAAUGAUCCGAAUGACAGCAUACAUGAUAAGUUGCGCAAGAUCCCGCCACCAUCGCCUCAGCAAGGGCCAUUGGGCCUGCCACAAAGCCCUGUAUCUCUGACGAGCUCACCUUUGCGGGCGCGAAGUCACUCUCGCGGCGCAUCUGUCGGCACUGCCACGUCGAUCGCGUCGGAUGUGAUCACAGAAGAAGGCGACGAGAAGGUCGCAAACAAAGAUCAGUUGCAAGUGCCUUCGCCGACCACCUCUCCGCG
Molecule: messenger RNA, 299 nt
Organism: Mixia osmundae IAM 14324
Lineage: Eukaryota; Fungi; Basidiomycota; Mixiomycetes; Mixiales; Mixiaceae
Exons: 1
Source: RefSeq, a predicted model, not a curated record